AUCCCUUCAGACCCAGGUUAUUAAGUGAAUUGCUUGACCUUCCUUACAACGCGGCGGAGAUGGAAUACCUAAGAAAAUAUUGCAAAAAGGAAAAUCUUCUUGGUACCAAAGACUUUCUUGUUAUGUUUGAUCUUCAUCAUGGAAGACUUGCAGAAGCAAUCAAACUUCACGAGAAGAUGGUUAGUGAUACAUCAAUACCAAGGAUACCAAAACUUUUUGCCAAGAGAAGCAGACUCGUUAGCGAAAUUAAAGAUAGGUUACCGCCUUCUGUGUUGACAGACAUAGAAAAGGAGUUGGCAAUGGCUGAACGUGAGGAAUGCCGAAAUGAAGAGGAACUGCAAUGUACCUAUACAGAGGAUUAUUUCUAUCUCCCGGCGUCUUCUUCGUCAAUCGGAACACCUCUUCAAACAAGCCCACGACUACCCAGAAAUUUACCGUUUUCCCUCCAUUCAGAAACACAAGAAAGACAAAAGACACCCUGUCCAUCACCGUCGGCGACAAUAACGCAAGAAUCGAGAUCGGUUACUCAGACUCCUGUCACUCCAUCGCGUAAACGACGAGGAAGAAGAUGGGAUGUACGUAUUGCACAUGAUUACAAUUCCACGGCUGUUCAACGACUCAACAAUCAAAACAUCUCUUCAAACGGCCCAUCACUUGGAAGCAAGCUUCCUAGAUCGAAGAGGAAGAAACGUGGUAUUAGACAAGGACCCAAAAUUUCCACAUCACAUGUCAUUAAUCCUGACGCCAUCGACAUCGAACUAACUGACGAGGAGGAAGAUGGAAAGACUCCCAACACAAUCAUCACCUCUUCAAACGACCAAACGGCUGUCCAACCACUCAACAAUCAAAACAACUCUUCAAACGAUUCCUCAACUGACCAACCGAUCACCAAUAAAAGCAACUCUUCAAACGACCAAACGGCUGUCCAACCACUCAACAAUCAAAACAACUCUUCAAACGAUUCUGCAACUGACCAACCGAUCACCAAUCAAAGCAACUCUUCAAACGAACCCCCACCUAAAGACGAGAUCACCGGAUCGACGAGGGAGACACUCGUUGUUGGACAAGGACCUGGCACCAUCGAUAUCGAAUUAGCUAAUAAUAUUGAUAUUUCUGAAUUAUUCGAUGACUUUUAUGAUCGGGAUUGCGAAAUGGGUUUGACCAAUUGCGAUACACCUCGUCCCGAUAAUGACGCGCAAAAAUUCGAAGUGUUAUGUCAGAGCAAUUUAUUGGAUGCUUUAAUGUCGCAG
Molecule: messenger RNA, 1250 nt
Organism: Paraglomus occultum
Lineage: Eukaryota; Fungi; Glomeromycota; Glomeromycetes; Paraglomerales; Paraglomeraceae
Source: the annotation of a GenBank genome assembly